Penicillium oxalicum is the source of this 330-nucleotide messenger RNA. RefSeq names its product 40S ribosomal protein uS14. Gene Ontology annotation, molecular function: RNA binding; zinc ion binding; structural constituent of ribosome. The transcript has 4 exons. NCBI's taxonomy places the organism in Eukaryota, Fungi, Ascomycota, Eurotiomycetes, Eurotiales, Aspergillaceae. Gene Ontology annotation, cellular component: ribosome; cytosolic small ribosomal subunit. The record is from RefSeq and is a predicted model, not a curated record. Gene Ontology annotation, biological process: translation. The coding region runs from base 1 to 330 and encodes 109 amino acids.
AUGACUCACGAGUCUGUUUGGUACUCCCGGCCCCGCAAGUACGGCAAGGGCUCUCGCGAAUGCCGUGUCUGCGCCCACCGCGCCGGUCUGAUCCGCAAGUACGGCAUGAACAUCUGCCGUCAGUGCUUCCGUGAGAAGUCCACCGACAUUGGUUUCAACAAGGUUCGUGACCGUGACACUUUUUUGCGCCAUUCAAAUCCCGCCCACAUGAGAACCAAGCCUCGACUACGACAAUAUUCCGAUCUCUCAGUGAAACACGCCAUACUUCUUCGUCUGAAUAGUCGAGGCUCGAUCUCACAGUCGCAUCCAACAACAAGCACCAAAGGCUAA